Messenger RNA from Penicillium taxi, 1650 nucleotides. Its product is annotated as RCC1 domain-containing protein. Gene Ontology annotation, molecular function: guanyl-nucleotide exchange factor activity. Bases 1 to 1650 code for a protein of 549 amino acids. Lineage: Eukaryota; Fungi; Ascomycota; Eurotiomycetes; Eurotiales; Aspergillaceae. The transcript is spliced from 2 exons. Gene Ontology annotation, cellular component: cytoplasm. The record is from RefSeq and is a predicted model, not a curated record.
AUGCCUCCCAAAAAAGCCUCCAGCACCAAGGCUGACGCAAAGCCUGCGAAAGCUGAAGCUGCCGCGAACAAAUCUUCCAAGAGAGUUGCGUCAAAGAAGGCUGAGUUCGCUUCGCCCAUUGCUGAACGCCCUAAGAAGGCUCCCGUGAAGUCUACCACGACCAAGACAUCCGAGAAGCCCGCGACCAAGAAAACAGAAUCUGCUGCCCCCGCGCGCGCACGCCCUAAGAAGAUGUCCCCUGGAACCACAACAGUCGCGUCGCGCAAGCGCAAGGCCGAGUCCGUCGAGGCUGAACCCUCCCUGCCUAAAAAGCCACGCGUCAUCGCAACUCCGAAAAUUAAGGCUGUCAAGGCCAAGGUCGUCAUCAACGAGGCUCCUAAGGUCCGCUUGAACGUGUUUGUUUGUGGCGAGGGAAGCUCCGGUGAGCUUGGCUUGGGCGCCGCCAAGAACGUCAUUGAUGUGAAGCGCCCACGUCUCAAUCAGCUCCUUGCUGCCGAUAAAGUUGGCGUUGUUCAGGUUGCUGUCGGUGGUAUGCACUGCGUUGCCCUUACUCACGACAACAAGAUCUUCACCUGGGGUGUUAACGACCAAGGUGCACUGGGAAGAGAGACUUCUUGGGACGGCGGACUGAAGGAUGUCGAUGCAGACUCUGACUCUGAUGAUGAUGAUGAUGACAGUGGCUUGAACCCCAUCGAGUCUACACCAACUGCCAUCCCCUCCACUUCUUUCCCUGAAGGUACGGUAUUCGUCCAAGUCGCGGCCGCUGACAGCGCAAGCUUUGCUCUGACCGAUGAUGGCAAGGUUUACGGAUGGGGCACCUUUCGAAGCAACGACGGAAUUCUCGGCUUUGACGAAUCUCACCGCGUGCAGAACACCCCUCUGCUAAUUUCGGACCUUAAGAAGAUCAAGCAACUCGUUUGUGGCGCCAACCACGUUCUUGCCCUGGACCACAAGGGUGCCGUUUUUUCUUGGGGUUCCGGCCAGCAGAACCAGCUCGGGCGUCGUAUCGUCGAGCGCACCAAGAUGCACGGUCUUCAGCCCCGUCCCUUUGGUCUGCCCAAGAAUAUCGUCCACAUUGGCAGUGGUUCAUAUCACUCCUUUGCCAUUCAGGCAUCUGGUAAGGUUUAUGCAUGGGGCUUGAACAGCUUUGGUGCUACCGCUCUUCGCGAGGGAGCUGGCGAUGACGGGGCUGCUGUCGUUAAGCCUUUGCUCGUAGAGUCUCUGACAGGCCGGGACAUUGUCCAGAUCUCUGGUGGCUCGCACCACUCAAUUGCCUGCACUUCUAAGGGCGAAUGCCUUGUUUGGGGUCGCUUAGAUGGCUUCCAGAGCGGCUUGAAAAUUGACACUCUACCCGAUGAGUCUGUCAUCAAAGAUCCGCGAGGUCACCCCCGUAUUUUGAUCGAGCCCACCCAAGUGCCUGGAAUUGCUGCUAAGUUCGUCGCCGCAAGCUCAGAUCACUCUCUCGCUAUCGAUGCUGAUGGCCGUGCAUGGUCCUGGGGGUUCUCGGCUACAUACCAGACUGGACAAGGCACACAGGAUGACAUUGAAGUGGCUACCGUGAUCGACAACACUGCCACUCGCGGCAAGAAGCUAAACUGGGCUGGUGCCGGUGGCCAGUUCUCGGUCUUUACCGAGCCCGCCAGCGUCUAA